This is a messenger RNA of Daphnia carinata, 1323 nucleotides long. RefSeq names its product ribose-phosphate pyrophosphokinase 1 (gene Prps). Gene Ontology annotation, cellular component: cytoplasm; ribose phosphate diphosphokinase complex. Gene Ontology annotation, molecular function: ribose phosphate diphosphokinase activity; magnesium ion binding. The transcript is spliced from 8 exons. Gene Ontology annotation, biological process: 5-phosphoribose 1-diphosphate biosynthetic process; ribonucleoside monophosphate biosynthetic process; purine nucleotide biosynthetic process. The record is from RefSeq and is a predicted model, not a curated record. NCBI's taxonomy places the organism in Eukaryota, Metazoa, Arthropoda, Branchiopoda, Diplostraca, Daphniidae. The coding region runs from base 118 to 1194 and encodes 358 amino acids.
GAUCAUAAUUUGAGAAUCGACACCGGUCAUAUCAACAGCCUGCAGCCUCCUCAAGACUGUAGACAUUUUAACAUAUUAGAGCCACUACUGAUUGGUAAGCAGGCGAGUGGACUCUCAAUGCCAGGACGUGCGGACACGAAUCGAGCCCGGUUUCUGCUGAGAAAUAAGCUCACCACCAAGUUUUCUCCCAACUUUUCUGUCGGUAAAUAUCUCGGCAGAAAGAUGCCCAACAUUAAGGUCUUCAGCGGCUCGUCUCAUCCCGACUUGGCUCAGAAAGUGGUCGACCGUUUGGGCAUUGAACUUGGCAGAGUCGUGGCAAAAAAGUUUUCAAAUCUCGAAACCAAUGUGGAAAUUGGAGAGUCUGUCCGAGGGGAAGAUGUCUACAUUGUCCAAAGUGGUUCGGGAGAAAUAAAUGACAACCUGAUGGAACUACUUAUCAUGAUCAAUGCUUGCAAAAUAGCAUCAGCUUCUAGAGUCACAGCAGUUAUACCAUGUUUCCCGUAUGCCAGACAGGACAAAAAAGACAAGGGAGUGCAACACACGAGUCGAGCCCCCAUCUCAGCCAAGCUGGUGGCUAACAUGUUAAGUGUAGCUGGAGCAGAUCAUAUCAUUACAAUGGAUUUACAUGCGUCUCAAAUUCAAGGAUUCUUUGAUAUCCCCGUUGAUAAUCUCUAUGCCGAACCUGCCGUUUUGAAGUGGAUCAAAGAGAACAUUCCCGAGUGGCGGAACUGUAUUAUAGUCUCGCCAGAUGCGGGCGGUGCUAAAAGGGUUACAUCGAUUGCUGAUCGACUCAAUGUUGAUUUUGCCUUGAUUCACAAAGAGAGAAAGAAAGCUAAUGAAGUAGCAGCUAUGGUACUUGUCGGCGAUGUCAAGGAUCGUGUUGCCAUAUUAGUAGACGAUAUGGCUGACACUUGUGGCACAAUCUGCCACGCCGCAGACAAGUUGCUUGAAGCAGGUGCUACGAAAGUAUAUGCCAUUUUAACACAUGGCAUUUUCUCAGGCCCUGCCAUAUCUCGCAUCAAUAACGCCUGUUUCGAGGCGGUAGUGGUCACUAAUUCUAUACCUCAAGAUAGACACAUGAAAGAGUGCUCCAAAAUACAGGUGAUAGACGUCUCGAUGAUGUUUGCAGAGGCCGUACGACGCACUCACAAUGGCGAAUCAGUGUCCUACCUGUUCUCCAACGUCCCAUACUAAAACAAAAUAGUACAAUUAGCACACCGAACUUGAAUCAUUACAUGAUUUUUCGCUGUGGCCACCCUCGCUGGCACCACCCUCCUUUCUUCCCUUUUUGCAGUUUAGAUACAUUCCACACAUUCAAUCAUA